AUGAGCGCAGGGAAAGUCUCCACCUCAAAUUCCAGAACAAACACAUCACCACCAACAACACAACAUGUAAACAUGCCCUGGCCACGGAUCCAAUUCCACGAGCUCGGCGACCAACCAUGGUGCCCCUCCUGGCUACACCACCACGAACAAUUCUCCCUCUCACAGCUCUGGAACCUGCGCGUCCCCUUCUGGAGCCACGGCAGCCUCGCCACCCAAGCCUGCGCCGUGAUCAAAGAACACCUAACCAAUCCAUCCGCAUACACCAUCGUCGAUGUCUGCGCAGGCGCAGGGGGUCCAACACCGCUUAUCGAGCGCGAACUAAACCGCAAUUCCGACAGAGACGGUGUCGAGCCCGUGCGGUUUGUGUUGACGGACAUGUUCCCGCCGGUGGAUGUGUGGGCGGGGAUCGCGAAGAAGCAGCCGAACAUUGAAUUUGUGGAGAGCGCGGUUGAUGCGCGAUCCGUUGGACGAUUGUCCAAAAAAGAAGGGGGGAAAGAGUGCCGCAUUUUCAACAUCUGCUUCCAUCAUUUCGACGACGCCGACGCAGCAGGUAUCCUGGGCAGUGCCGUGCGGGAGGCGGAUGCAUUCAUGGUCUUUGAAAUCACCGCGCGCCAGGUCUCAACGUGUCUAUUCUCGCCGCUGGUGUUUUUCUGGGGCUUCUACGUGACGUUGCUCUGGUACUGGCAUUCGCCGGUGCAUUUGCUCUUUACGUUCUUGGUUCCUGUCGCUCCGGUGGCGUUGUGGGUUGAUGGGUUCAUCUCGUGUCUGCGGACGCGCACGCCGAGCGAGAUCAGGGAGUUGGUGAGUCGGUCGGGGGAGGAUCUCGAUGGAUGGGAGUUUCGCAGUGGGGAGAAGAGCGUGCAGUGGCCGUUUAUUACUUUGUACUAUUAUGUUGGGAGGCGGGUGACUGACUGA
This is a messenger RNA of Aspergillus puulaauensis, 915 nucleotides long. RefSeq lists its product as uncharacterized. Bases 1 to 915 code for a protein of 304 amino acids. The transcript has 2 exons. NCBI's taxonomy places the organism in Eukaryota, Fungi, Ascomycota, Eurotiomycetes, Eurotiales, Aspergillaceae. The record is from RefSeq and is a predicted model, not a curated record.